AUGAACGAGCUCCACGCGAAGUACGCGGAUAAGGGGCUUGUUAUCCUGGGCGCUCCCUGCAACCAGUUCGGACAUCAGGAGAACUGUAAGAACGAGGAGAUCCUUCUGUCCCUCAAGUAUGUCCGUCCGGGGAAUGGCUUCGAGCCUCAGUUCCAGCUGUUGGAGAAGCUGGAGGUGAACGGCAAAGACGCUCACCCUCUGUUCGUCUACCUGCGGGAGAAGCUUCCCACUCCCAGCGACGACCCCACCUCCCUCAUGGGGGACCCUCGCUGCAUCAUCUGGAGCCCCGUCUGCAGGAACGACAUCUCCUGGAACUUCGAGAAGUUCCUGAUCGGUCCAGACGGCGUCCCGUUCAAACGCUACGGCCGCCGCUUCCUGACCAGCGACAUAGAGGCCGACAUCAAGAAGCUUCUGAACCAGACCAGAUUGUAG
This is a messenger RNA of Knipowitschia caucasica, 432 nucleotides long. The record is from the annotation of a GenBank genome assembly. Lineage: Eukaryota; Metazoa; Chordata; Actinopteri; Gobiiformes; Gobiidae.